UAUAUAGGGAAAAACUUUGAAAAUCUUCUUGUCCAAAACCACAGAGCCUAGGGCUUUGAUAUUUGGUAUGAAGCAUCAUCUAGUGGUCCUCUACCAAGAUGAUUCAAAUUAUUUCCCUGGGGUCUAAUAUGGCCCCGCCCCGGGGGUCACAUGGUUUAUAUAGACUUAUAUAGGGAAAAACUUUGAAAAUCUUCCUGUCCAAACCACAAAGCCUAGGGCUUUGAUAUUUGUAAUGUAGCAUCAUCUAGUGGUUCUCUACCAACUUUGUUAAAAUUAUCCCCCUAGGGUCAAAUAUGGCCCCGCCCUGGGGGUCACAUGGUUCAUGUAGACUUAUAUAGGGAAAAGCUUUUAAAAUCUUCUUGUCAAUAACCUACAACAUUCAAAUUUGGACCACAUGUAUGGUUUUGAGUGGCAAGAUGAACCUUGACAUGAGUUGACCUUGAUUUUGACCUAGUGACCUACUUUCACAUUUCUGUAGCUACAGCCUUCAAAUUUAGACCACAUGCAUAGUUUUGUGCACUGAAAAAAACUUUGACCUUGACAUUGACCUAGUGACCUACUUUCACAUUUUUGAAGGUGAGGCUUCAAAUUUGGACCACAUGCAUAGUUUCAUGUUCCGAAAUGAAAUUUGACCUUGAUUUUGACCCAGUGACCUACUUUCACAUUUGUCAAGCUACAGCCUUCAAAUUUGGACCACAUGCAUGGUUUUGUGUACCGAAACAAACUUUGACCUUUACAUUGACCUAGUGACCUACUUUCACAUUUUUGAAGGUACAGGCUUCAAAUUUGGACCACAUGCAUAGUUCUGUGUUCCGAAAUAAAAUUUGACCUUGAUUUUGACCUAAUGACCUACGUUCACAUUUCUCAAGCUACAGCCUUCAAAUUUGGACCACUUGCAUAGUUUUUUUGUACCGAAAUGAACUUUGACCUUAAGAUUGACUUAGUGACCUACUUUCACAUUUCUGUAGCUACAGGCUUCAAAUUUAGACCACAUGUAUAAGAUUGUGUACUGAAACAAACUUUGACAUUGACAUUGACCUAGUGACCUACUUUCACAUUUUUGAAGGUACAGGCUUAAAUUUGGACCACAUGCAUAGUUCUGUGUUCCGAAAUAAAAUUUGACCUUGAUUUUGACCUAGUGACCUACUUUCACAUUUCAUAAGCUACAGCCUUCAAAUUUGGACCACUUGCUUAGUUUUGUGUACUGAAAUGAACUUUGACCUUAAGAUUGACCUAGUGACCUACUUUCACAUUUCUGUAGCUACAGGCUUCAAAUUUAGACCACAUGCAUAAGAUUGUGUACCGAAACAAACUUUGACCUUGACAUUGACCUAGUGACCUACUUUCACAUUUUUGAAGGUACAGGCUUCAAAUUUGGACCACAUGCAUAGAUUUGUGUUCUGAAGUUAAAUUUGACCUUGAUUUUGACCUAGUGACCUACUUUCACAUUUCUCAAGCUACAGCCUUCAAAUCUGGACCACUUGCAUAGUUUUGUGUACCAAAAUAAACUUUGACCUUAAGAUUGACCUAGUGACCUACUUUCAAAUUUCUCAAGCUACAGCCUUCAAACUUGAUGCACAUGCAUAGUUUUGUGUACAAAGAACUUUGUACUUGAAAUUGAUCAAGUGACCUACUUUCACAUUUCUCAAGAUACAGCAUUCGAAUUUGGACCACAUGCACAGUGUUGUGUACGGAAAUGAAAUUUGACUUUGAGCUAGUCAAUAAGUCUUGAAAUUUGGAACACUCAAAAAUGACACAUUGGUGGCACCAAGAUCACUCUGUGAUCUCUUGUUACUAUAAAUAAAUAACACAGAGAGAAAAUCUGUUGUAGUUUUGAAUAUCCUUUUUUCAUCAAUAUGACACAAGGUCCAUAACUCUGGAACCAAUUUUCCAUGAAUUAUGCCCCCUUUUUACUUAGAAUUUCAGGUUUAAGUUUUGGUGCACUUUCACUCUACCUCUGUUAUUUCUAAAUGGAUUUUAUUCAAACUAAAAAUAGUUGUUCCACAUCAUCACUCGCAUCAUAUGACACAAGUGCCAUAACUCUUGCACCAAUAUUUCAUGAAUUGUUCCCCUUUUUUACUUAGAAUUUCAUGUUAAAGUUUUGGUGCAGUUUCACUCUAUCUCAGUUAUUACUAAAUGGAUUUGAUUCAAACUUAAAAUAGUUGUUACACAUCAUCACCCACAUCAUAUGACAUCAUUGAACCAAUAUUUCAUGAAUUAUGGCCCCUUUUUGCUAAGAAUUAUACUUAUUUAAUGUUUUGAUAAUUUUAUCUUUAUCUCUCUUAUUACUUUAUUCUUUUGAAACAAACAUAAGCUAUUGUCCAAUACCUUCAUCCACAUUGAAGUUAUUAAACACUGCAGUGACUGCUCCAGCUUCCUCAGAUGUGCCCAUUUUCACUAUCCAACAUCGAAAUAGUCGAGCAGUCCAGUCAUAAACAUACGCAGUAAUUAAUAGUAGUACCCAUCUUCCUAUGCUUGACCAAUGCUAUAAAUUCAAUAUUUGCAUGUUAUAGCUAGGCCUGGAUAAAAUUAUCCUUAAUGUUUAAGGAAAUUUUACCAUCAGCCGUAUCAAAGAAAGGGUAGUUAUUUAUCUUGGACAUUACUGAAGACGGAAAUGAAAAUGAAUAAAUUACUGCGUACAAAUGACAAGAGUUAAUAUACAUUUGCCUGCAUUACACUAAGAUAAAUUAAACGGUUGUAAACAAUAUAUACAGUCAUAUAUGUCAUUUGUGAUUGUCUGUCUGGGAGAUAAUUAUCUCUAAUUUGUACUGUCAGUAAGAAAUUAAUUAAGAACUUUGGUGCACAUGUAAAAAUGACUGAUGCUGUCAAUCAGUGUCACCCUACAUGGGGAGGCCUUUAUAUAAGUUAAUAGUACAGUGUGUAGGAUAUAUCUGGGACUUUUUCGCCAGUGGAAGAAUAUAUCUUUUUUAUUUAAUCUUGUGGAAAAUAAAGCAUUUAAACAUAUGUGAAUUCGAUUUAUCCAGCGAAGAUGAAGAUUUUUACAUCAACAGCAAUUUUUGGAGUUAUUUAUACAUUCCUUUUGGAAGUGGAAUGCCAACUCGAAAUUGAUGCGUUGUUGGAAGCACAACAAACAUUGAAUGGUGGAGGCGGAGGAAGGGGCUCUGGAAUCGGCCGGGUGAUAGCGCACGGGAUCCGAAGCUCGUUCGUUAACACUGCUUUAAAUGGCGCUGUCAAGUUCAUAGUGGGCGAGACGGCGACUCCUAGUCCGGAAAUGGUGAAUUAUGGCAUGGCGAUGAGAUCUGAGCCGCGGAACCAGGCAGAAAGAGACGUUUACGUGGAAAUGAUGAAAAGAGUUGCGCGGCGCACACCGGAAGUUGUGCGAAAGUAUACGAAGACGGAAACACACAAGAACGGAACUAAAAGUCAUACGGUGGAUUUUAUUGCCCUGGACGCAGACAUAAUUAGGAAGUCAAUAUUAUACGCAAACAUGCGCGCUGCUCGGCGUCAACAACGGGAAAGAGAGCGUCAGCAACAAGCACAACAUCAGUUAGAAAUAAACAUACUUCAUAAUUUACGGGACAUGCGUAUGGGUGCUCUUUAUGGGGCUGGUAUUGGAACAACACCACUAUUUUUUGAUAAUUUUGGAACGGCUACACCUUCUGUAGAUAUUAAUUUACUGGGAAGCUUUGGGCAACAGACAACGCCUUCGCCAGCUCUUAGUGCCAACUCUGUUGGCGGAAAUUAUCAAACAGCGGGAUAGCAAUUUAUUUCAGUAAAAUAACCAUUAACAAUCUUUUUCGUAAUAUGCUAACGACAUAUCUGAGGUAGCAUUAUUAGGUUAUUUAACAUUGUUCUGUACAAU
This is a messenger RNA of Mercenaria mercenaria, 3823 nucleotides long. RefSeq lists its product as uncharacterized. NCBI's taxonomy places the organism in Eukaryota, Metazoa, Mollusca, Bivalvia, Venerida, Veneridae. The transcript is spliced from 2 exons. Bases 2990 to 3721 code for a protein of 243 amino acids. The record is from RefSeq and is a predicted model, not a curated record.